Phaethon lepturus (White-tailed tropicbird) is the source of this 1096-nucleotide messenger RNA. It is a transcript of the gene AARSD1, whose product is annotated as alanyl-tRNA synthetase domain containing 1. Lineage: Eukaryota; Metazoa; Chordata; Aves; Phaethontiformes; Phaethontidae. The record is from RefSeq and is a predicted model, not a curated record. The annotation marks the transcript as partial. The transcript has 10 exons. Gene Ontology annotation, molecular function: ATP binding; Ser-tRNA(Ala) deacylase activity; aminoacyl-tRNA ligase activity. Gene Ontology annotation, biological process: regulation of translational fidelity; tRNA aminoacylation.
GGCACCGAGGCCGUCCACUUCGUGCAGGCGGCGCUGGAGCCGGGCGCCGAGGUGCUGCUGUCGCUGGACUGGGAGCGUCGCUUCGACCACAUGCAGCAGCAUUCAGGACAGCACCUCAUCACUGCCAUGGCAGAACAGAUGUUUGCAUUCAAGACAACUUCAUGGGAACUGGGCCGUCAGCGAAGUGUCAUUGAGCUGGACACCCCCUCCAUGACAGCAGAGCAAAUAGAGGCCCUGGAAAGAAGUGUGAAUGAGAAGAUCCGGGAGCGGGUACCUGUGAUGGUGAGGGAGCUGGCUGCAGAUGACCCUGAAAUUGAAACAGUGAGAAGCCGUGGUUUGCCAGAUGACCAUGCGGGGCCAGUGCGAGUUGUUGACAUUGAAGGCAUAGACUCCAACAUGUGCUGUGGGACUCAUGUCUCCAACCUGAGUGACUUGCAGGUUAUUAAACUCCUUGGCACAGAAAAAGGGAAAAAGAACAAAACCAACUUGGUUUUCCUGGCAGGAAACAGAGUCCUGAAGUCAAUCGAACAAAGUCACAGUACUGAGAAGGCUCUAACCUCACUGCUCAAAAACGGACCAGGUGAGCAUGUAGAGGCUGUAAAGAGAUUGCAGAGUUCUGUGAAACUGCUUCAGAAGAAUAACUUGAAUCUGCUUAGAGACAUUGCUGUUUUGAUAGCCCAGGACUUCAAGAACAAACCUGUUCAAAGUCAGCUGUUUGUGUUACACAGGAAAGAAGGUGACUCUGAAUUUAUGAAUAUCAUCGCUAAUGAGAUCGGGACAGAGGAAACCCUGCUGUUCCUGACUGUGGGAGAUGAAAAAGAAGCAGGACUCUUUCUUCUAGCUGGACCUGUUGAAGCAGUUGAGAAUUUAGGUCCCAGGGUGGCAGAGCUGCUGGGAGGCAAAGGAGCUGGGAAGCGAGGCCGCUUUCAGGGCAAGGCAAGCAAGAUGAGUCGGCGAGGAGAAGUGCAAGCUCUGCUCCAGGAAUUCAUCAGCCGUCAAAGCCCUGAAGCGUAAGAAACAAUUCUCAAAGUAGGGCUGUCUUCCCUGCUUUGCAUAAGCUCCACCAACUUCUCUCCCAGAGAAUAAAGACAUAAAA